Messenger RNA from Sinocyclocheilus grahami, 3490 nucleotides. Its product is annotated as DIS3 exosome endoribonuclease and 3'-5' exoribonuclease. Bases 140 to 2992 code for a protein of 950 amino acids. The record is from RefSeq and is a predicted model, not a curated record. Gene Ontology annotation, molecular function: RNA binding; endonuclease activity; 3'-5'-RNA exonuclease activity. The transcript is spliced from 21 exons. Gene Ontology annotation, biological process: rRNA catabolic process; nuclear mRNA surveillance of mRNA 3'-end processing. Gene Ontology annotation, cellular component: cytoplasmic exosome (RNase complex); nuclear exosome (RNase complex). NCBI's taxonomy places the organism in Eukaryota, Metazoa, Chordata, Actinopteri, Cypriniformes, Cyprinidae.
AUACGACACAGAACCUUUCCGUCUCUGACUCACCCCGGGAUAAUAUUUAGUUGGCGCACCGUACGCACGUGGGUUAACUGUGUGGUGUGUUUUGGUAGAACGGCUCCUCAAAACCACAGUCCAUACGGUUAUUUGGACCAUGCUGAAAUCCAAAACAUUUGUGAAGAAGACCCGCUCUGGUGGAGUGCUGAAGAUAGUGCGCGAACAUUACCUCAGAGAUGAUAUCUGGUGUGGAAGUGAAGUUUGUAAGGAGUGUAAAGAUGAAGCGCCUGUGCUGCAAGAGCACGCAUGCAUAGAGAGCAACCUGUGCUCAUUUCCGCACUAUUUAAUCCCAGACACCAAUGUGGUUUUACAUCAGAUUGACAUCCUUGAGGACCCUCUGAUCAGGAACGUCAUCAUUCUUCAGAUUGUUUUACAAGAGGUCAGACACAGGAGUGCCCCAGUCUACAAAAGAAUCAAGGAUGCUAUUCAUGAGAAGGAAAAGCACUUCUACACCUUCACUAAUGAGCAUCACAGGGAGACAUUCAUUGAACGAGAGCAAGGGGAAACCGCUAAUGAUCGUAAUGAUCGAGCCAUCCGUGUCGCUGCUAAAUGGUACACAGAUCACCUUGCUAAAAAGACCAAUGGUGGUUCGCUGAAAGUGGUUCUGCUGACCGAUGAUCGAGCCAAUAAAGAGAAGGCAGAGCAGUAUGGUCUGGUUGUGUACAGAUGUGAAGAGUAUAUCAAGAGCUUGAUUGGCAACCCUGAGCUCAUGGACAGACUUGCAUUACAACCUGAUGAUCAAAACGAAAUCACUGGCAGUAAGUUACUGUUUCCAGAGCAUCUGCCCUUAUCCAGGAUUCAGAGUGGCAUUAAGAACGGAAUGUUCCUUCAAGGCACGUUCCAUGCCAACAGAGAUAACUAUCUGGAGGGCAAGGUCUUCAUAAAUAGAGAGGGGGAGGAAAUCAAUGAGGUUCUACUUCAAGGCCUUCAGAAUUUAAACCGGGCUGUUCAUCAGGAUGUAGUGGCUAUUGAAUUAUUUCCCAAAGAACGCUGGGUUGCUCCAUCAUCUGUUGUGCUGCAGGAUGAUAGUCCAAAUGAUGAAGAUGCCGAGGAAGAUGAGACUGAAAAUAAGCUGAAGGGUGUACCAUCAGACUCUAGUGUUCUCAAGCCCACUGGACGAGUGGUGGGCAUUAUAAAGAGGAACUGGAGGCCUUUCUGUGGGAUGCUCUCACAGUCAAUGAUCAAAGAGGCAACAAGGCACCUCUUCACCCCAGCAGACCGACGAAUCCCACGGAUUCGUAUUGAGACCAGACAAGCCGCCAAUCUGGUUAGACAGAGGAUUAUGGUUGCUAUCGAUGGCUGGCCUAAAAACUCCAGAUACCCAAAUGGUCACUUUGUGAAAAACCUUGGCUCUGCUGGAGAUAAAGAGACUGAGACAGAGGUGCUUCUUCUAGAACAUGAUGUUCCUCAUCAGCCCUUCUCUCAGGCUGUUCUUAGCUUCCUACCCAAGAUGCCCUGGAGUAUUACUGAGGAGGAUUUGAAGGUCAGAGCAGAUCUUAGACACCUCUGCGUGUGUAGUGUGGAUCCUCCUGGCUGUACGGAUAUUGAUGAUACUCUUCACUGUCGGGAAUUGGAGAAUGGAAACUUGGAGGUUGGUGUUCACAUUGCAGAUGUCAGCCAUUUUAUUCGGCCAGGAAAUGCUCUAGAUCAAGAGGCAGCAAGCAGAGGCACUACAGUCUACCUUUGUGGAAAGAGAAUUGACAUGGUUCCUGAACUUCUGAGUUCCAACUUGUGUUCUCUGCGGUCCAAUGUCGAGAGGUUAGCGUUCUCUUGUAUUUGGGAGAUGAACCACAAUGCUGAAAUCCUCAAAGCUCACUUCACAAAGAGCAUCAUUAACUCCAAGGCCUCCCUUACAUAUGCCGAAGCUCAGAUGAGGAUUGAUGACAGCACCAUGAAGGAUGACAUCACGAAGAGCCUGCGGGGCCUUAACAGACUGGCCAAGAUCUUAAAGGGCCGGAGGAUUGCAAAAGGAGCGCUGACCCUCUCCUCUCCCGAAGUACGUUUCCAUAUCGACAGCGAGACACACGACCCUAUAGAUAUGCAGUCCAAAGAACUCAAGGAGACUAAUUCUAUGGUGGAGGAGUUCAUGUUGUUGGCGAAUAUCUCUGUAGCACAGAAGAUCUACGAUGAGUUCUCAGAAUGUGCUCUACUGAGGAAACACCCUUCACCACCGCCAUCAAACUAUGACAUCCUCAUUAAGGCUGCAAAAUCAAGGGACCUCAACAUCCACACAGAUUCAGCCAAAGCUCUGGCUGAUUCCCUGAACAAUGCGACAGUUGAGAACUUUCCGUACUUCAACACCCUGCUGAGGAUUCUGGCCACCCGCUGCAUGAUGCAGGCCGUGUAUUUCUGCUCUGGCAUGGACAGUGAUUUCCACCACUAUGGCCUGGCAUCACCCAUUUACACACACUUCACAUCACCCAUCAGAAGAUAUGCUGAUAUCAUAGUUCACCGUCUGUUAGCAGUGGCUAUUAACGCAGACAGUACGUACCCAGAUUUGAUGGACAAGCAUAAGCAGUCAGCCUUAUGCAACAACCUCAACUACAGACACAAAAUGGCCCAGUAUGCACAGAGAGCCUCAGUGGCGUUCCACACUCAGCUAUUCUUCAAGAAUAAGGGAAUCAUAAACGAGGAAGGCUUCAUUCUUUUUGUAAGAAAAAAUGCCAUCAUCAUCCUCAUCCCUAAAUUUGGAUUGGAGGGCGCUGUGUUCUUUGACAACAAGGACAAACCCAGUCCUCAUCUCAGCUUUGACUCUGAGGGUCCUACACUCAAAGUGGAGGAACACACUUUCCGCAUGUUUGACAAAGUUAAAGUAACAAUCAGCCUGGACGCUUCCAACAUACAGCAUCAAAGGAUCAGAAUGGCGCUCAUUGAACCGGUGAUCCCUGGGGUUAGUGUACCUGUGCCUGAGUCCGAACCAGAGGCCAAAAAACCCAAGCUUGACUGCUGAUACUUGUACACCAAGACCCAACAUUAAUACUCAUUAUAAAAGCAAAAAUUAAAUGAAAAGCCUUUCAGUUCAUCUACAAGGGUAACAUGAGUGAAUGCAUAAGUGGAAAAAAUUGACAUGAAAGGAGUAUUUGUUUUUAAUCAGUGUACACCAGUCCUGUUUUUGCUUUUGUCUACAUUUUAACUUGCUAAUGCAGCAUUUUUAUAUAGUCUGAGACAAACUGUGGAAUUAUUAGAAAUUCUCUUUGAGCAAUAGUGUUCCGUCAUCCUUCAAAUCUGAAAUUUAUUGAAAACAGAACAUAUUAAAAGGACUUCUUUAAAGAAAUUCUGUUUUUUCAGUUACAUGUUUUGUCCAGUGAAUGCAAACAUUUGAAAUGGGCUCUCACAGAGAUAAGUGUGAUAUUUCAGGAAUUAUAUUUCAGAAAACCAACUUGUUAUAUUCGGGGUUGCCACGCUUUCUGAUCAAAUAAUUUCUGUGACUUAAAACCAAAAUGCCAAA